Pochonia chlamydosporia 170 is the source of this 1143-nucleotide messenger RNA. RefSeq lists its product as hypothetical. Bases 1 to 1143 code for a protein of 380 amino acids. The record is from RefSeq and is a predicted model, not a curated record. Lineage: Eukaryota; Fungi; Ascomycota; Sordariomycetes; Hypocreales; Clavicipitaceae. The transcript has a single exon.
AUGACGAGCACCAUCACGUUAGUUUGCCUCGACGGGGCGACGGCGACUCAUGCGGUCAACGACAACACGCUCAAAUUGGAUGUGAAAGACGGCCAAAAUGUCGGACACCUUAACGGUCCUGUCCUCAUUAUCAGCUACGAUAAAAACGCCUCGGACUCCUUGAUGGUCUACGGAGAGGCCGAGAAAGCUCCCAGAAACACACCGCUCACAGCCGGAGCUGUUCUGCUAGAGAAGCUCGUACCUUGGCCAUUUGACAAAAGUUCAAAACCAAGCUGGUUACCGAAAAGAGCGGAAAAGGCUUCUCUGCCCGAGGCAGUGUUGAAACUCUACGACAAUUUCGACCACUCUAAUGCCGAUGUGGUAGCCAUCGUAUCCAAAGACGCAGACUGCAGCAACAUUGUACGCUGCAUCGCUGAGCUAACGACGGCCACAUUUCUCCAUGAGCCAGUAGAGAAGCUGAGACAAUAUCUUUUCCGAGUCGGCAAGCUCAGAAUUCCAGAGGAGUGGCGGGCAAGAGCGAGGGAGAUCUACGACGACGAAUACAAAAAAGCCGUGGGCGAGCUUUUGCCAACUUUUGCUCAACGGGGUCAAAUCACACAUGUCUCGCCAACCAAGAACAAAGGCAAAGUCGACGUUGUAAGAAAAGUUAGACGCGUGGCAGAAGACGAUGUAAUCGUGAAGCCAGCGGAAUCCGGCCAAAACGAGCAGCCCUCAGGGAUUGAUGAAGGCUCCAGAGGCGCAUUCAAUCGCGGUUUGGCAAGUCUGAUAGCCUGCAAGGAGAGCCACAAAGACAGGCGGUUAAUGGUUGAUGCAUUUGAGGGCACCAUGUCCGAGGUGCCACCUACGGCGAUCUGUGACAUUCCGAUCGAGCUUACCAUUCCCAUUAUGAUUGACUAUACCGUCAUCUGUGUUAUCGAUACCGCAACUGAUGAGGUUGAGAUUAGACUUACGAGGUUUGGGACCCCUUUUCCUGCAGCUAUCGAUAGUUUGAGAAGGGCCCUGGGAGUCGAUGUCACCAAUGCUGCAAUAUGGAAAAUAUUCCACCCCGAAGUUGAUGAGAAGAAUUGGCAUGGGCAGAUUUUCGGGGAGAAGAAUGACAGGUUUGCAGAUAUUAUUGACGCGUAUCUUGAUCCUGUAGAUUAG